Messenger RNA from Mycosarcoma maydis (corn smut), 3576 nucleotides. RefSeq lists its product as uncharacterized. Gene Ontology annotation, biological process: DNA-templated transcription; regulation of DNA-templated transcription. The record is from RefSeq and is a predicted model, not a curated record. Gene Ontology annotation, molecular function: zinc ion binding; DNA binding; DNA-binding transcription factor activity, RNA polymerase II-specific. The transcript has a single exon. Lineage: Eukaryota; Fungi; Basidiomycota; Ustilaginomycetes; Ustilaginales. The coding region runs from base 1 to 3576 and encodes 1191 amino acids.
AUGUCGGACCACCAGAACCCAGACCAGCCGCUCCAGGAGCUGGCGACGGCGGCGCAGCUCGACGAGGAACUUGAACAGCAGCAGCAAAAGGAGCUUGAACAGCAGCAGCAGCUGCUACUGCUACAGCAAGCCGAACUCGAAGCUCGUCGUCGAGUAGAGGCGCUCGUAUCCGACUCCUCCUCGGCUGCUCCUACCUCUGGCACCACCCAGUCCACACAGUCUCCACUUUUAGUCGCAUCCGAUGCCUCUACCUCCGCCGAGCAUCCUUCCGGCUCCCUCGGCGACGUGGAUGCUGUCAUUGCCGCUGCCGUAAACGCCUCCAAACAGCAUGCAGAACAGGAACGACUUCAAGAGGAGCAGCGCGCUGCUCAACAGCGUGACCAGCCAGCUUCCACCCCUCCAAUGGACAUGAAUCCUGCGCAGCAAUCCGACAUUGACCUUUCCACCGCUGUCGCAGAUGCAGCGAAAAGCAGCAACCAGGCCCAAUCCAUCCAAGCUGCUGACGAGUCAAUGAAACAACCGGACGAUCCAGACGCUUCGAUGGUCUCCGACUCUGGCUCCCCUAUCAAGCGUGAGUCGGUCAACACCUCGGCCGAUCUCACAUCAACACCCAAACCCAAAAAGGAACGCGCCAAACCCAAACCACGUUCCAAAUCUGCUACCAAAAUCACGCGUUUCCGAAAGAUCACCAGCUGCCUCCAAUGUCGAGAAAAGAAGCAAAAGUGCGAUCGUGUCAAGCCCGUUUGCGGCAACUGUCGCGAGAACCCCUCCGACGACCCCUGCCACUAUGUCGAUGACCGUAAACGCCCUAACUCGGAUGACGAGGAUGGCGCCGCUGACACCUCAAUAGGCUCGCCCUUGGUGCGCAAGCGUAAGGAGCCCGACGACGCUACGCUCGACACUGGCAACAGCCGCGUCUUUAAGCGCGCCGAUUUCCCACGCGUCAACGAUCGUCGCCAUGCAGUCAUGCUUCGAACACGCCGCGAGAUGGUCGAGAAGCUCGAACAAGUCGGUCGCGACCGUUCGCGCGAUUUCAACACCCGCGUCAAUGCCGCCCGCGCCGCUGCCAUCGCAGAUGUGCUCUUCGAAAGCGCCAUCACCCUGCCCACAGCCGAUGAGAUCUCGGCGUUGCUCUACACCUACAAGACCCAAGUGGAGCCCUUCGUCAACGUAGUUGUGAUCGACAUCAACAUUGCACGCAUUCAGAGCUUCCUAAGAUGGUGGCACUCCAAGCCCACCACCAUGCCUGCCGAUCCUCCGCUCGUUCCGCUGCUGCUCGUCAUCCUCGCUCUUACCCUACAAGUGAAGCGCAACUCGCCCGAGUUUGAACGACAUAACCUCAAGAACUUUGCGCCUAUCCCGGGCAUCGAGUGCUCUGACGAGCGCACGCUACUCAGCGUCGCGGGUCACUGCAUCGAUGCCCUUCAGAUCGCCUGCCCAUCUGCUUGGUCGAGCGCAUUCCAGGCCCCCAUCGAUCUCACCAAGGCUUCGUUGCUACGGGGCAUUUGGCAUCUCAACGAGCUUAACCUUCAGUUUGCAGGCACGUGCUUUGCGCUUACCACGCGUCUGGCGCAUGCCGCCGGUCUCCAUCGUGACCCCGAGCACUGGUCUGGUAUGCGCAUCGAAGAGGCGCAGGCUCGCAGGAACUUGUGGUGGAACAUUGUCUUUUUUGAAGUCGCCCACGCCCAUCGCAUCGGCCAACCACCGUGCCUUACGCAUGAAGGCUUUGAUACCCAAUACCCCGAUGACUAUGGUGCCCUGUACGCCAUGUACGAACGUGCCGGCCUCGCCGAUCCGGAUCCCAGUCGCAUCAUCCUUCCGCCCGGUGCCACUGCUCUGGUACCCCGCACGCCAAGCCAAAACAACUUUGACUACCACUGGGCUCGAUUCCGAAUCUACCACAUCUUUUUGCGUCAGAGCCAACAACUCUUCCGCUUUGGCAUCUCGUCGCCUCCUGACCCCAACCUCAACGACGAGUACGCCAAGUGGCGCGAAAACCUGCCUGAAAAGCUCAAGCGCCACUUUGAGCGACGUUCCACUGGUUCCGUGCGACCGGAUCCCGAGCUGGUGACCGAAGUAGUCUCUCAGACGUUUGCGAACCGUGUCUACGAUCCAAAGAUCACUGAGGAGCUCCAAGAAUACCAGCAAGGCUACAGCCUCGAGUUCAUGUACCACCAGUGCAUGAUCACGCUACACAGGCCCUACAUUGACGAGCAAGGCGCCUGGAAACCGCCCGAGUCGGUGCAAAAGUCGCUUGAGGUGUGUCUGCGCUCAGCCGAAGCACUCAUCAAUACAGUCGAGGACGUGCUCUCCGUGCUCCCCGCCAACAGCAUGUAUAACCAGUGCGCCUACUUUGCCUUCAAUGCUGGUCUCAUCUUAGCCAUCCAUUGCAAGCUCGACCCCACCUCGCAAGUGCACCGACCUCACAUACAGAAGUCACUCGACUUGUUGGACACGCUCUCUGGCAUGGCGAGACUCACCAAUGUGGCCGAACAGGCGGGUCGCUACGGCUCGACGCUAAAGCAGAUGCUGCACGGUAUUGGCGGCGAUUUUGCCAACCUAGCUGCGAGCAAGUCGCGUGCCUCUUCGUUUUCCACAGCUGCGGCCGCCUCAGGUACGACGGCUGCUGAGCACUCGAACCUAGAAAGCAAUGGCGCAAGCGAUAACGCUGGCGCUGACCAACACCAGAGUGAGGCAGCGGACGCGAGCCAAAGCGGGAUUCUUGGCGCUCUCGUACCCUCACAGGAUAGCGGACAAGUGGCGAGCAAGGCUGGCAACGACGCCAACGAGCGUACCGACGUCGAUGGAGGACCAGACCGCAUCCCUGCCUUUUUGCUUCCGUUCGUUGGACUGCCUACAGACCCCACUCAACUUGGCCCUCAGACGGGCAGUUCGUUCUGGAGCGAAUCGCUGCUCGACCGUCCGCUGGUUGGCGUGCCCGUCGCUUACCCUGUGGGCUUUGGCCAGGGCUUGCUGUCGAGCACCGAGCAGCAGAACGGCAGCGGUUGGUCGUCUGCACACCAUCAAGGCGAAACAGACACUACUGCCAACAGUGACGCACAAAGACAGUCGCACGAGGCCGUUGUCGCAUCCGAAGCUGCAGCUGCGACGGACGGGGGCGAAUCUGUUUCAGGAGAAGCUUCGGCCGAUGCUUACAACCUGUAUGAGCUAUUGGGAGGCCGCGAGCUGGGAUCCGAUAUGCCAGAUCGACCCAUGUCGUUCUCGCAGCACUAUAACCACCAGAACCCACGAGAUCAGGCUUCGUCUGCAUCCUACCGCACCUACGUGCAGAACUCGUUGGCACGUACGUACGAACAGCAACAGCAGCAGCAGCAGAACGCUCAGAGCAGAGUGGAUGGCGAGGGUACUGAUAAGGCCGGUGCGGGAACUGGCUUGGGUGCCGACCAGAUGCCUAGCGAGAGCGCGCUCAACGCGGUUGCUGCAGCAGCGGCUGCUGCGGCCGAGGCCGAGGCCGAGGGCAAGGGCGGCCUCGACCCGACUGUCCAGGGUAACAAUUUGGCUGGUAUGUGGUUCGCCUGGGAAAACCUAUCUCAGAUGCUCAACAAUCGGCAGUAA